Xiphias gladius (swordfish) is the source of this 1602-nucleotide messenger RNA. RefSeq lists its product as uncharacterized. Gene Ontology annotation, molecular function: sequence-specific DNA binding. The coding region runs from base 213 to 1082 and encodes 289 amino acids. Lineage: Eukaryota; Metazoa; Chordata; Actinopteri; Istiophoriformes; Xiphiidae. The record is from RefSeq and is a predicted model, not a curated record. The transcript is spliced from 4 exons.
AUUGUAUCCACAAAAUACUAUGUAAACACCUGCAGGACAGCACUCUGGUUUCCAUGAGUGAACAUUUAAUGACAAUGUAACUUUUUCUUGUUUUUAUACCGCGUAAGUAGUUAGCCAAAAUUAAUGAUUAAAAUCCCCAGCUGAGCUUCAUUGCCAGCCAGCUAACUUAACGUCUGCUAAAUUUAGCUUUGCUGUUUGUUUUGACUGCUACAAUGGGUGGCUGCUCCGCUCCGAACUGCUCCAAUUCAACUAGCAUAGGCAAACAGCUGUUUAGAUUCCCCAAGGACCCUGUCCGCAAGAAGAAGUGGGUGGUGAACUGUCGUCGUGACUUUGAACCAACUCCUCACUCCAGACUCUGCCAGGACCAUUUUGAGCAGAGCCAGUUUGAGGAGAUAGCCAGGUCUCCGGCUGGGGGAAAGAAGCUGAAGCCCAAUGCCAUCCCUACUCUGUUCAGCGUUGGAGACCCUCCAUACCCUGCCGUCACAACCCCAUACAUCCUGCUGCCCCUGAAACCCGAACCAGUGGAGAAGGAGCUGAAUUUUGGUGACCAUGGCUAUGCCAGACGUACCCCUCUCCCUGGCAUGGAAGAGGAUGAUGCAGACAGGACAGGCGAGGACCAGCAGCCCUGCACACAGUGUCAACUCCUCAAGAAACAGUUGGACCAGGAGAUGCAGCACACCGCAAGGCUACAGAAGGAGGCAGAGGAGAUGAAGAAGCGUCUUUAUCGUCUAGACCGGAUCGAGAAGGGCCUCCAGAACUUUCUGUACGAGGACCAGAUUCGCGCCCUGUCCCUCACCAAGCGCUCCCGUAGGGCUGUCUGGUCUCCAGAGACCAUCCUGAAGGCCCGCAAGAUCCGCUGUGCGGUUGGCACCAAAGGCUACGAGUACUUGAGAGAGCUGGGAUACCCGUUACCCUCAUACAGGACUCUAUGUAACCGCCUGGAGACUAAGAUCAUGGUGACGACCGACCUGAGCUGUGAGGAGCUGGCAGAGCUGGGACUCGGGCUCAUGGCCACCUGCGACAGUUCCACAGAAGGUGUUGGGGACAAUGAUGAGGAAGAACUUAUUGGUGUUUUGUCCUGAUCCCGGCAGUUUACGUGAUCUAUUGAUUCUAACCAAAGGAAGAAUUUGCAGAACUUGCUGUGUUAGACAUUUGCAGAUUUGGUGUCGGGUGAAAGAAGAUGAGCACGUUAGGCUUCUUUAUGUAUGAAAGUCUUCAGCGUCAAUAUAAACGUACGCUUCUCUCGACAGAGAUCGUGAGUUCACCGGUCUUAAAUGUCACCUGGUUGUGCUUGUGAUCUGCACCACUAAGACACGGCUUUGCUUUGCGAGAUGCUGGGGCUUGCAGCUAGUCAGUCUGUGCUUACGGUAUUUUUCCAUGAAGAUGCUGAGCUACAGUAUAAUCUUGAACAUGUGACGAGACAUACCAUGUAGUCUGGCAAAGCAGACUGCCACUGAGAGGUUGAGAUUGUGUGUAAAGUGUAGACAGAAUUUGCACAAAGCCUGUUGAAUUUAUUGCUUGUGUUCAAAUGUCCCACACUUGAGUUAAUGAGUGUUUCACUGACUUUAUCUACAUGCACAAUAAAACCCUGGUUUUAUUCAG